This is a messenger RNA of Pelobates fuscus (common spadefoot toad), 3290 nucleotides long. It is a transcript of the gene ZNRF3, whose product is annotated as zinc and ring finger 3. The coding region runs from base 504 to 3065 and encodes 853 amino acids. Gene Ontology annotation, biological process: negative regulation of canonical Wnt signaling pathway; Wnt receptor catabolic process; ubiquitin-dependent protein catabolic process. Gene Ontology annotation, cellular component: plasma membrane. Lineage: Eukaryota; Metazoa; Chordata; Amphibia; Anura; Pelobatidae. Gene Ontology annotation, molecular function: frizzled binding; ubiquitin protein ligase activity. The transcript has 9 exons. The record is from RefSeq and is a predicted model, not a curated record.
GGAGUGGAUAGUGAGGGGUCAGAGAGAUUUGGGAGGCGGGGACAAUCCCUUUUGGGUAAAAAAAAAAGAAAGACAAUCACGUGGAUGAGAUCAAAGGGAUGCCGCUUGGCAGAGAAGGGAGAGAGAGAGGGAGAGAAGAGAGAGGGGAAAUAAGAGAGAAAGAGAAGAUCUCAGAGCCAUGUAAGUGACAAAAGCGGCAAUGGUGAAAUGAUAGGACUGUUCCCGAUGUGAUCCCCCUCUUCCUGCAGCGGGGAUCUGCUCCCAGCGACCAUCCCCAAGAUUCUGGAUUCUGUUUACUCAUUUGCUACAAUCGCCUGGAGAUUCUUUUUUGGAUUUGGGGGGGUGGGUGGCAUUUGCAUUUCUUGCUGGGGUUGUGCCUGCAGGACCAAGAGAGUCCGGAUCUCCUGAGCCAGUGGGUCCUUCAUUGAAUCAGCUUCACCCACCCAGCCCCCUAAGAACUUGGAAAUUAUGUUCCCGUCGGUACUGGAUCCCCAUCCUGCGAGAUGAAGCAGCCAAGGAUCCAGGCAGGAUUGCCCCUGUUUUGGCUAGGGGUCCUGUUGGCUGUGGGUCCCAGGGGGUCCCUAGCCAAGGAGACUGCAUUUGUGGAAGUGGUUCUGUUCGAGUCCAGUCCCAAUGGAGAUUACAAAACCCACACUACAGAGUUACAGGGCAGGUUUUCCCGAGCUGGAGCCACUAUUAGCGCCGAGGGGGAGAUUGUGCAGAUGCAUCCACUGGGAUUGUGCAACAACAACGAUGAGGAAGAUUUGUAUGAAUACGGUUGGGUUGGAGUGGUGAAACUGGAACAGCCGGAGAUGGACCCUAAACCAUGUCUGACUGUUUUGGGAAAGGCAAAAAGGGCAGUGCAGAGAGGAGCCACAGCGGUCAUAUUUGAUGUCUCUGACAACCCUGAUGCAGUUGAACAGCUGAACCAGGGUUUGGAAGACCCUCUAAAGAGGCCGGUCGUAUAUAUGAAGGGCAUGGAUGCCAUUAAGCUCAUGAAUAUUGUAAACAAACAGAAAGGAGCCCGGGCAAGAAUUCAACAUCGACCACCUCGGCAACCAACAGAAUAUUUUGAUAUGGGCAUCUUCUUGGCCUUUUUCGUGGUGGUGUCACUGGUCUGUCUUAUUCUACUAAUCAAGAUUAAAUUAAAACAACGACGAAGCCAGAACUCAAUGAACAGAAUGGCUGUUCAGGCUUUGGAAAAAAUGGAGACCCGGAAGUUCAAGGCCAAAGGCAAAGGGCUUCGGGAGGAAAGUUGUGGGGCCCUUGACACUCUUAGCAGCAGCUCCACCUCUGACUGUGCUAUUUGCCUAGAAAAAUACAUUGACGGAGAGGAAAUAAGAGUCAUUCCCUGCACGCAUCGAUUUCAUAAGAGGUGUGUGGACCCAUGGCUAUUACAGAACCACACGUGUCCACACUGCAGACAUAAUAUUAUUGAGCAGAAAAAAGGAGGUCAUGGUGCAGCAUGUGCAGAAAAUAACACUAGCCGUGGCCGUCAGCAGCAGCAACAGAGAGUUAUCCUACCGGUGCAUUAUCCAGGGCGGGUACAACGGACUGGUCCUAUUGCUGCCUACCCGACUCGCACCAGCAUGGGCCCCCAUGGCAAUCCAAUUACGGUACUCACAGUGGAACGGCCAGUGGAGCCUGAUUUAUAUCAAAGUCACACCCCUGCUUUUCUUGCAGGGUACCGACCUGUAUCACUGGGCCACCCAUCUUCAGGACAUCACUGUGACCUGGAACAUAAUCCUUAUCCAGCAGGGCCAUCUGGUCAUACCUUUCGCCGCUCCAAGUACAAUGGGCGUGGAUUUAACACUGGAACUUGUUAUUCUCAGUACGAAACUAUGUACCAGCAUUACUAUUUCCAGGGCCUGAGCUAUCCACAACAGCAAGAAGCAGCUGGAAACCAGGCCUCCAGAGGAGUUGAAAAAGGCCUCCCCCAUCCUUUUCAACCAGGUACUAAUUUGCUAUACCAGCCUGCACCAACCAUGAUGCACAUGGCACCACCUUCUGCUGGUGGGAGCUGCUACCUCCACAGCCAGCACCAACAUCGCUCAGUUUGCAGUGGGUAUUUAGCUGAUGUUCCUUGUAGUGACACUAGUUCUAGUUCUAGCACCAGUUCAGCUCAAGGACAUGCAUCAUCCAGCGACUCCAUGUUGGACUGCACUGAGGCCAGCAACCAGGGAGUUUACGGCAGCUGCUCCACUUUCCGCAGCUCUCUAAGCAGUGACUUUGACCCCUAUGUAUACAGGAGUCGCAGCCCAGCCAGGACUGGUGGAGGGGAAACUACAGGAAGCAUUGGAGAGGUUGGAGGAGGGCCUGGGAGAGGGAAGAUGGACUGCAGACCUCUCCAGGCCUUCCCCAAUUCCUCCUCUCGGGAUCGGCUAUCCAGCUGCAGCCUGGAGAUGAAUUAUAGCAGCAAUUCAUCACUGGAGCGUCGUGGGGCAGCUUUGUCCACUGGGUUAAUCUCAGAUGGUCAAGUCUCCAUUUCUCAGGGGACUGUAAGGGACUGGCAAGGUCAUGAGAAAAGCUGUGGCUGCUGUUUCCAGAGGCCGGCUGGGGAUCCCAGUUCAGACUGCACAAGCAUGUAUCUGGGUCCAGAACCUUCUCAAGCAGGUGGGAAACCCACCAAUGGAGGCUUGUACAGUGUUUCCUCCAACUUCUUACAUCGGACAGACCAAGGAACAGUUUUAGGUCAUUCUUCCCGGCCCUGCUGCCUCUAUGAGGAAAACCAUGGAAGCUGCUAUACCGAGGACUAUGCGGUCAGCAUCCAAUAUGCCUUGGCAGAGGCUGCUGCUGCAGCAGCUGCAGCUGCAGUGGCUGGAUGUGAGGCCAAUCAGCCUAUCCCCAUCAUUCCCGAGGAUCCGGGCAGUGAGGGGGGCAUGGACUGUGUGGGACAUAUAUCCUGGGCACUGGAGGAUGAAGGAGAAGAUGAGGAGGAAGUUCUUUACUGCCAGGAUGGACAUUGUUGUGUGUUAGAGGAAACACGUGCUCUUUGUCAGAGCACGGGUGAAAAGGAUAUCGGAAAUGUCACAGGUCAGGGCAGCCAACCAGCAGAUAGAGACUGAGCACUAUGGAUGCAAACUUCUAGGUCUUUAAUGAACUUUGGGAAAUCUUGUAUGAACUUGUAUUAAAAGAAAAAUGCAUUUUAAUGAACAAAAAAAAGAAACAAACAAAAAAAAAAAUCUACAUUUUAUUGUAACAUUGGACACACAGUUCAACACAAUCUGGAACCCAAUGCCCAUUACAACCACUUUCACCUGUUCUAUUUCCAGGACUCGACUAUUGGAGAA